This is a messenger RNA of Leptosia nina, 873 nucleotides long. Lineage: Eukaryota; Metazoa; Arthropoda; Insecta; Lepidoptera; Pieridae. The record is from the annotation of a GenBank genome assembly.
AUGGAAGAGAUAAAACAAGAGAUAGAUGUUUUAUUAUCCGAUGCUCCGGUUUUCAAAGAUGAGAUGACAAAAGAAGAAGAAGUGUUUCAAACCGGUAUAAAUACAAAAUUCACGCAAUACAGUGACCUGUUAUUGGAGGCUCCUAGGCUGUGUUCUGUAUGUUGUUGCGUUUUUAUUAAUAGCUAUUCAUUCCUGUGCCACAACUUAACACACUUGGAAGUAAAGCUGACAACAUUAACUCCAAUACUCUGCCAGAGAUGUCCGAAAGAAUUUUAUCGCGUUACAGACCUUGAAGCUCACAUAAAAACCGAGCAUUUAAAACUAAAACCAUCUAAGAGUGUACUGAAAAAGUGUGAUAUAUGUAAGAAGAUAUAUUCGAGAAAAUACUGGCAUAGUCAUAUGAAGGAGGUGCAUUGUGAGGGUGAGGAGAACUCGGUGACAUGUGAAACGUGCAACAAAGUGUUCAAGAAUGUGGUGACACUGAGUCGUCAUCAGAAAUAUGUACACAACAAAGUGGUUAAGCCCUGGAGAUUUCACAAGAAGAAGGAGAACGUCAAAUUUGAGUGUACAGAGUGUCCAAAAGUGUUCUACAAUAGACAUUCCUUGAAGAGUCACAUCAAAUGUUGCCAUGUUGAGUCGGAAUCACCAUGUCCGCAGUGCAGUGCUGUGUUUAGAAAUGAAUUGUAUUUAAGAUCACAUUUAGCCAGAGUUCACUGUGAAGAUGGUAGAACGUAUGCCUGUGAUAUAUGUGGAAAGGAAUUCAAGUCUUUACGCAGGGUCAGGAUACACAAGCGGAACUCUCAUCGGUUGAUAAAUGGGCUUAAGUUUGAAUCUUGUAAAGUUAAUAUCAAAAUUGGUGUUAAACACUUGUGA